Diatraea saccharalis (sugarcane borer) is the source of this 3299-nucleotide messenger RNA. Lineage: Eukaryota; Metazoa; Arthropoda; Insecta; Lepidoptera; Crambidae. The record is from the annotation of a GenBank genome assembly.
AGUAAGUAUCGUAUCACGGUGGAGGGAGAACGCGAACGACGUCGGAUUAAUUUGAUCUUUCGCGCGUUUAUCUCGAAACCAAAGAAAAGUAAACUAUAAUCAUAGCGGUUAACUAAAAUUAGAAUCUCUCGGUUAUUUAUAUGUUAUUUUAGAAGAAAACGCAAAAUGCAGCAUAAUUUUGUAUUGUAAAAAUAAUAAAAGUAUUUUUUAUAAUUUGUUAUAUAAAUUUUAAGUGACUUUGACUUCAAAAUGAUGAUGGCCAGUGCAAAAUUGGUGAGGGACUGUAGCUCGGAUCUCAGUUCCGAAAUUAGGUCCCUAUCCGUGGAAUCCUCUACGGAGGAGCAGGACUCUACUACUACAGAAUCGGAGUACACCGAAGAGGAAAAGGAAUAUGAACUGGACGACCUUCAGAUAUUAAAAACUAUUGGCACUGGAACAUUCGGCAGGGUGUGCUUAUGCAGAGAUAAGGCAGCAGACGAAUACCUCGCGAUGAAGAUACUCUCAAUGGCGGACGUCAUACGCUUAAAACAGGUCGAUCACGUAAUGAACGAGAAAAACAUACUGGCUGAAAUCAACCACCCCUUUAUUGUCAAUUUACGAUGGUGGACGCACGAUGACUCCUGCCUUUAUAUGUUAUUUGACUACGUUUGUGGAGGCGAGCUCUUUUCAUACUUGAGGAACGCGGGCAGAUUCAGUAAUAGUAUUGGUAACUUCUACGCGGCAGAAAUUGUAUCGGCAUUAGAAUACCUGCACGCCAGGAACAUCGUAUAUAGAGAUUUGAAACCAGAAAAUCUGUUAUUAGCAAGAGACGGCCAUCUAAAAAUUACGGAUUUCGGUUUCGCAAAGAAGUUGACGGAUCGCACGUGGACGCUAUGUGGGACACCAGAGUACCUCGCGCCAGAGAUCAUUCAGAGCAAAGGGCACAACAAAGCUGUAGAUUGGUGGGCAUUGGGUGUUUUAAUCUAUGAGAUGCUUGUGGGAUAUCCUCCUUUUUACGACGACAAUCCAUUCGGCAUUUAUGAGAAGAUCCUGAACGGGCGGGUGGAGUGGCCACGUCACUUGGAUCCCAUUGCCAAAGACAUCAUCAAGAAGCUCUUAGUACAAGAUCGAACUAAGAGGCUAGGAAACAUGAAGUGCGGCUCUGAGGACGUGAAGAGGCACAGAUGGUUCAAACAUAUAGACUGGGCUGACGUUUUCAUGAAAAAGUUACAGCCACCAAUCAUACCGACGGUCUCCUACGAAGGUGACACAUCCAACUUCGACGAGUAUCCCGAGACAGAUUGGAAAGCUGUCCGUUCGUUAGAUCCAGACGAGUUGAAAUUAUUCGCCAACUUCUGAUUCACUAUCACACGCAUGUGGGCACAAUUAAACUAUAACCUUAGCAUAAAGUUGUUAGACUGUCUAUGACGUCAUAAUGUUAGUAAACUAAAUGUCCAGUUACAGCAUAUCGAGGACACUUGUACUUUUAUACUGUAUCACUGUAUGGUGUGGUAUACAGUGUCUUAUUCCUAUAAAUAAACAAACAAAUCUAUUAUUUUGGGUAUUUAUAACAGGUUUUUCUACUAUACAGUAACAAAUAAAUCAAGAGACUUGUGUUUAUCUAAUGAUUUGUAACUAUGAAACAAUCUUUUUGUAUUACUUGAAUUAAUUUGCAUGAUAUCGAAGGUCCUAUUCUAUUUGUCCUCGAAUGAAUAAUCGGAAAUUUGGAAUCGUUUUAUUUCUGCAUCAUAAAUCAUCUUGGCAUCAUAAAUUUUAGAAAAAUGCGUUUAUGCGUUUUCGGAGGUAUAGAAUAGGCUUUUAGGUAUCGCGUUAAUUCAUACGAGUAAUAAUAAUUAAUACUAUUUCAAUAAUAACUAAUAUUUAAUCUUCUGCCAACUUGUUUUAAAACAACAAUAGAAUUGAGAUUAAUUAAAUAUAACAAAAAAGAUCACACACAUUCAAGUUAAAUCUCAAAUUGCUUCAUUAAUUGUCUACUACAAAUGUUUACCAAAUAAAUAGUUUUAUUUAAUUAUUAGAAAAAGAAGUAACAUAAUGUGUUUAAAGAAUUCCAAUGCUUCCUAGUGCAAAUGUUACUUAGUAAGAGUUAGGUUUAAGAUAUAUUUGUUAAGUAUUGUUAUCGGUAGAUUUGUGAUUCAUUAAUUUAUAAUACUUAUGAUUACUGAGUUUAGUUUGUUUGUUUUUAUUUUUAAGAUUGAUGGAAAAGGAAUUCUGUACCGUUUUGUGAUUUUUUAAAUAUAGUAAUUUAUCCAUGUGGUCUUAUGAAAUUGUAGUGGGAGCAGUCGUUUAUUCUUACGAACAUAUAUAAAUCUAAUGAGUUAUGGUUCCUUGAAAAACUAUAUCGUGGUAACUUAUUUCUCAACUGCUAUUUGUUCUUAUAUUUUAUCACUCAACACAAUGUCACAACUGAUUUUAUCAUAAAACAAUCUAGAACUCGACGUCAAAUAUAGCACUGUCACGUCAUAGAACUUGAAUUAAAUAAAAAAAAGAUUACCUUAUGAAAUAGGUUUUUUCGAUUGAACCUCUAUAAUAUGACAGCUUUGCGUUCGAUGACGAUUUCUAGGUCGUUUUAAUUUUAUCAGAAUAGCGUAGUGCUAAUUAGCAGUCGUUAUAAAUUUUUUUAAUAUUAUUUUAUAGAAUAUGCACAUAAUAUUUAUGGAAUAUUGAGGCUAUAAUAGUAAUCAUACAAUCCUUCGGUGGAGUUAGGGUGUAAUAUAAAUGUUUUCGUCUUCUACUUGUUUGUAUCUAAAGCACGUUAUUAUUUUUCCAACACGUUUUUCUAUUAGAAAUCUUAAUACACUUUUGCAUAAGGCAGCUUUUGAACACAUUUAAUGAUAAGAUCUCUUUAUUAAAAAAACAAAAAUAUCAUUAACUUCAUUGCUAUAAACAGUGACAGUAAAUCACUUGUAAAUAUAUAAUAAUAUCAUUGUCAUUAUCACUUCUAAAUGUUUAAUUAUAUAAAUAUAUAAGUAAUUAUGAAGCUGCUGAGUUUUAGUCACUUUAACAUUGUAGUAACCGAUUCGUGUUUUUUUUUUAGAAUUUUACUUAAUUUAUUUAGUAGUUGAAUAGAUUUUUUUACAAUGUUUGAACAAUAAAUGUAAUGAGCUCUUCAAACAUGUCAAAAAUUUUAUAUGUAGAUUAAAUUAGGCAGCCAUAAUAUUAUAACUUCUGUGAUCUUGUUAGUCCUGACAUUUAAUGUAUUAAAUGAAUAGCAAAAUUCGGAUUUAUUCGUAUAAACAGGGUGGUAUAAUAUGUGAAAGCUAUAAAUUGUAAUUCGUGAAAUACGAAAAUAAAUGUGUUGU